Rotaria sp. Silwood1 is the source of this 1077-nucleotide messenger RNA. The record is from the annotation of a GenBank genome assembly. Lineage: Eukaryota; Metazoa; Rotifera; Eurotatoria; Philodinida; Philodinidae.
AUGUAUUCAAGUACAUUAAGUAGACAACCAUCUGGUGGUUCAGCUCUACAUUCAUUCCAUAGUCAAAUAUCAACUGCAGUUAUUGAUUAUUCACCAUGGAUGAGACAACGACGACCACCUAAAUCAGCUGGAACAACAACAACAACUACAGCUGCUGCAGGUCUUCCUCCUUUACACGAUGAAAGAAAAUGCUCAGGACGAUGUCGACAUUUACGAAAAGAGUCCACGCCUGAACGUUUUGCACCUGAGAAUCCAGCCAAAAUUCAAUGGUUAACAUUACAAUUGCAUAUGUAUCGUACACGUAUACAAUCAUUUAUUCAACGUGAAAAUGAUUUAAAAGUGAAUAAUGCUAAAUUACGUGAAACUAUUUCUAAUGUAGAACAUUCAGCUCACGAUACAGUGGCAGUUAAUUUACGUCGGUUUGAUCAAUAUCAAAAAACUAUUUCACUUGUUGAAACGAAACAAAACGAAGAAAAACAAGAAUUACUUGAUACUAUUGAUCAAGAACGACAGACACUUGCUAAUGAAGUUGAAAUGUAUGAGAAUCAAAUUUUAUCUCUUGAAAAUCAAUUAGGUGAUUGUCAACAAUUUCUUAAACAAUUAAAAACAUAUAAAGAUAGUGAGUAUCCUGAAAAAGAACAAACACUGCAAAAAUUACUUCAAGAAAUCGAUGAAACAAAACUUUUUAGUUCAGAAGAAGUUGAUGAAUUAAAUCGUAUCCUUGAAAAGCAACAAGAACAACAUUUAGAAAAUCUUCGUCUAACUGUAGCACAAUUAAAAGAAGAACAAGCAACGGCAGCUUUUUCCGAUAUGCAUAUGUCUUAUUUACUUGUUGCACUCGACAAUGAUCGAAUGAAAGAAGAAAUUGCUAUUCAAGAAGAAAAACUUCGUUUAUUAGAAAUAGAAUGUGAACACAUGCGAAAACUAAAUGCAAAAUUAAAACGUGAAAAAAGUCGAGCAUUCGAUUCUCGUACUUUAUUUCCACAUGUUUUUCGACAAGAUUCAAUGCCAAUUUGUACACCUGAUAUGGAUGUUGUAAUUGAUUUUCCUGAACGACAAACUCCAUUACCUGUGUAA